AUGUCAUCUCAAAUCCAAAAAAACCUACAAGAAGAAUGUCCAAACAAACCAAUCAAUGCUGCUACUGCUACCUCUGAGGAGGAGGGCACAGUUUUGAGAUUUUAUCCUCAGGAUAUUACCGUUACUCGAAACCAACCUCUCCUCGAAAUGAUAGAGAAAUGUUACGUCCCCCAAGUCUUUAAAGAUGGUCCUCAAGAUGCUGAGAUGAGUAUUGUUGGUGGAAAGAUUAAAAUGUCUCAGAUUGACAAGUUGAUUCCACGUACUCCAGGAUUUGAUAAGUUACAUACCUUCACAGCUGCCAAGUUGACUGCAAAUAUGUGGCGAGACACUGUUAAGGUGUUGAGAAAAACAUUCCCUGACGAUAAAAAGUUGAGUAAGGCAGCUGAAUACUGGGAUAAGAUGCCAAGUGGAACUCUCCAAAUUAGUCCAUAUGGUUUGGAAGACGAAAAGAAUGCCUACUAUUCACGUGGUAAUGGUAGUAUUGAACUAAAGUUUGGUUAUUUCACUGAUGACAAAGGAGAUACAAUUUACACAUGUCAAUCAUCUGACAUUGUUGCUCAUGAAACUGGACAUUAUGUACUGGAUCAUUUGCGUCCAGAAUUCAAUGAUUCUAGAAAUGUGCAAACUGGUGGCCUUCACGAAGCAUUUGGUGAUAUUUCUGCCUUAAGUUUCGUAUUUGCUGAUGAUGCCAUGGCUAGAGCAUUAAUUAAUUUAACAUUUGGUAACCUUCAUGCUUCAGCAAACAACUUCGCUGCUAACUUGGCUGAGGAAUUUGGUAUUUCAUUGGGAAUGCCUGGUUAUCUCCGUAGUGCUGAUGAUGAUUACAAACUUUCUCAGGGUGAGGAAGAGGUCCACUUCGUAUCAGAGGUGUUUACUGGCGCUUAUUAUGAUGCCCUUGCAAGUGCUUUUAAGGCAGCUACUCAAGAAUUCACUGAAUAUAAUUCAGUCACUUUGUUGCAGGCAGUGAGUGAAUAUGCUCGUAACCUCCUACUGCAUGCCAUUGUAACUGUUGGAGGAAAAUCACCAGAUUUUGUUGAUAUUGCCAAUCGAUUGUAUGAGAUUAUUGACCUCCAUAGUCAGAAUGCACCUGCAAAAGUAGCUUAUUUGCAAAAGUUAAAGUGGAAAACUUACUUUGAAACUGAGUUUGAGCGUCGUGAGGUCAGUAAACCUGUUAAUCAAUUACGCUAUGCUGCAAAAAAGAGGGAUAUGGUAGCUGAACAAGUAAGACAAGUAAGACCAGAGAAGGAAAUCUUAACAAUGGUUUGUGGUGCACACACUCUUCAAAAUUAA
Messenger RNA from Naegleria gruberi, 1290 nucleotides. RefSeq lists its product as uncharacterized. The transcript has a single exon. NCBI's taxonomy places the organism in Eukaryota, Heterolobosea, Eutetramitea, Acrasida, Naegleriidae. Bases 1 to 1290 code for a protein of 429 amino acids. The record is from RefSeq and is a predicted model, not a curated record.